UUAACUAGUAGUCCUUUUUGUACCGUUCAAACCCGUUCAAACUGUAUCGUAGUUACAGUAAUCGUCCCAAGUAUUGGUACGUACGAACGCUAGUACUUCGAAGUAGAAGGUAGGAAUACUAUUACUAAUGGUACGUACAAGUACCUACUAUGAGUUCAAUUUUGGAUCGGUAUUUUCACGCAACGCACAAUUGGUGCAGUUCAUGACAUUUUCAAUUUUGUACGAGUGCUCGUACACGGUGCGAAAACUCCCUUCAUCCACCGCCAUUCCGGAAAGCCGGCCAGCGCACAGCAGACUCCCCUACAGUUGUGUCGUUUCACAAAAGAAUCGUCACGAAGUAGCUGUCUCCAUUCAGCAGCUUGUCGUCGAAACGGUGAGUAAAGAUUAAAAACCUGCGACCAGUGCAAUCUCUAGCGCUCUGUGUCAUGGCAGCAUCUGCUUGACCGUCUUGGUUUCUUUCUUGAAACUUAGACAGUCGUAUCGAUGACCGGCGGAUACUACCCUCGCGUCGAUGGCCGACGUCGUUGUUGACCCAUGUUCGUCAAGAACCCCAAAUUACGGCUCCGGGUUCUUUUUUAAUGCGACCUGGCUGUCUUGAAUGCGACAGAAUGUUAUUUAAUAACUUUUGUCCGCGACCUAUAAUUUACUUAUCGACCAUCAAAUUUUAACCGUUGGAUAACGUUUUCGUUGCUUGAUGAGAUUUUUUUCACGACUUAAAACUGAUCUCUUUGCCCCUCGAAAAUGUUCUCUUCCUCUCUCUUCCCCUCUUUAGUUUCGAAGAAGGGAUCAUUUUGUUUCGGGCAGUUUAAUUUUUCGUUAAAAAAACCAAUUCGAGUCUGUUGUUUGUGACCAAAAGAUCUCGGAAAGUUUUGACCCGUUCACAAGAUGAUGGUCCCUUUUGAUGGUACGGUACCAGCGCAGCAGCAACAACAAGGGGUUGCACCGGCCCCUAUUCCACGCCCUCCAAUGCCACCCGGGCACCAAUCCGCACCUUCGUCGGGAAUGCACCAACAAAUGAAUGGACCAUAUCCUGGCAUGCAUCGCAAUGUUACGGGGGGUAUGCCGGGUGGGCAGCCAUACCAGAUGCCUCCACAAUCACCGGCUACCAGGCACAAUAACUUUUCAAUGCCCGGUGGUCCUGGUCCACACCAGGGAGGCCCUCCUCAAGGAGGGUAUUCUUCUCAUCCACCAUUACAUUCAUCAACGCAACAACCUAUGCAUCCCAAUAUGGCACCGCAGAUGCACAGGAACUCUUCUUCAAAUAUGGGAAUGCCACCUUCAAUGUCGCAACAACCGCAUGAUGGUCGAAUGAUGUCAUCAUCGUCAGGAAGAAACCAACAGUAUAAUAUGGGGAAUGCAAUGGGUGUCAACGGUGGUGGAAGUAGUCAAAACCAAAUGAACAACUCAAUGAAUGGUCGUUCAUUGAAUAGCUCGAUGGAGAAUUCGAUGAAUGGAAUGGGGAACACAAUGAAUAAUAACUCGAUGAAUGGGACGAACAGUAUGAAUGCGCCUAUGAAUAACAACAUAAACACUGCGAUGAAUGCACCGAUGGGAGGCAACUCUAUGAACGCCAUGAAUGGAAAUUCGAUGAGUGGAACUAUGAAUAACGGAAUGAACUCCUCGAGAAACAACAGUAUGAUGAAUUCAAGAGGUGGAAGUGGUAGUGGAAGUUCUGGAUUGAAUGGGAACUGGCAAACGGAUAGAGAUACGCCUCAUCGUCGAACUAUGAUACAACACAUGUAAGAGAAAGACGAUUCUAUCCAACAUGGCGACAACGAGUUUUUGAAAUCAAACGUCACUUUGGAUUUUAGAGCAAUUCUUUGUGCUCACUUAGUUUUUCUGUUUUUUCCAAAAAUGCUGCUUCUUUCAAUCAGUGUCAAAAUGCUAAAAAAAGAUAAGACAGGUUCUCCCGAGUGGCUCGAUAAGCUACCUCAAAUGGCGAAGCAGCUAGAAGUCUCUCUUUAUCGAAACGCACGAUCAUUUGAAGCUUAUGUGGACAUGACUACACUUAAACAGCGGUUGCAGCAGAUUGCCCAACAAGUAUCUCAAAAAACACGAGGCCAAGAUAGUCGGCGCGAUCGGCAGCCACAAAGUUCUAGUGGAAUGAGACAAGGUGGCACAUCUUCUUCCUACAUGAGUAAUAGUUCGGCUAACCGAACAGAUCGAAAUAGUGUCAUGAAUAGUAACGGUGUUAUGUCGAAUGCCGGCGGUGGGAUGACAGGAGCAUAUCCGCGUGCGAUGAACAACCCAAGCUCAACAAAUUCUGGUGUGCAAUCUGCUCCAGGUAUGUCGACAAACGGGGGUGGCUCUGGGAGAAACAAUGACCCUGAGUGGAAAGUACGCAUACGACAUAAGCAGCAGCGAUUAUUAUUGCUACACCAUUCUGCUAAGUGCCCGCACGAAGAUGGACUCUGUCCUAUAACGCCACACUGUGUUGACAUGAAACGAUUAUGGAGACACAUGGAAGGAUGUAAAGAUAAUCGAUGCAAUGUCAGACACUGUUUUUCAUCAAGAGCGAUUUUAAGUCACUACCGAAAGUGCAAGGACGCAGCAUGCCCUGCGUGCGGACCCGUGCGUGAGACAGUUAGGAAGUCACAAAGCAAUCGAGGAUCUACUACGAUUGGUAGUAAUAGACCAUCGUCUUCGACGGGAAAUAUGCCCAACCUGUCAAGCGGUCCGCAGCCACGAAUGAGACCUAACGACGUUGGGAACCAUUCCAAUAAUGCGUUUUCUUCCCAACCCAUGAAUGCUCAGUCAAGCUUCUCACAGCCUCAACAGCAGCAAGUUCCAAAUAUGGCGCCCCCUUCUUCAAACAAUGCAAAUUCUGGCAUGAUGUAUCCACCACCUUUGUUAGACUCAACGAAAUCAACACAGGCUUCGUACAGGUCAGGCGGGGGUGCAAUGAAUGGAGUGAUUGGAUCUGAUUUUACAUCGCCAGGAUUACCCACUUCAAGCGGAGGCCAAAGCUCAAAUUAUAAUCAGACCGCUUCAUCCUCGUCCUCCUCGAGAAGGAACGACAGCGAAUGGCAAAAAGUUCGUCACAAACAACAACGUCUGUUACUUUUGAGGCAUGCCUCUAAAUGUGAACACAAAACAAACUGCCCGGUUACCCCUCACUGUGCUAAUAUGAAAAAGUUGUGGGAGCAUAUUGCUCACUGCAAGGAUCAACAAUGCAAUGUUCCACAUUGCAUGAGUAGUAGGUAUGUCCUAAGCCACUAUCGACGGUGUAAGGACGCAAAGUGUCCUGCUUGUGGUCCUGUUCGUGAAACUAUUCGAAGAAGUGUUCGAGAGCAGGGGAAUCGUGCAGUUCAAACGUCUAGUUUACCAUCUUUUGACAACGCCGCACCACCAGAUGCUGCUCCUCCAGCAAAACGUCAAAAAUUACCCACCCCGAGAAAGCCACAAGCACCGGCUGUUGUCCCAUCUACCAAACCAAAACCUGUACCUAGCGUCGUUGCACCUCCAAAGGUCACAAAAGCUCCUUCUCCUGCACCUCCAACAAACAAAGGUUCCGAAGAUCGAUCGUUGUUGGAUAGCUUCACGCUCGAACAGAUUGAAACACACCUUGCAUCUUUGAAUAGAGUGGCUGAACUUUCGCCUGCAAAAUGGAAGAAAGUAUGUCUUGAAGUCUUAAAGGGGCUUCAAACUCAUGAACAUGGUUGGGUUUUUAAUUCACCUGUCGAUCCUGUCGAACUGAAUUUAACUGACUACUUUGAAAUCAUCAAAAAUCCGAUGGAUCUUGGCAGUAUCCAGAAAAAGUUGGAGAAAGGUGAAUAUCAUGCCAUCAAAGACUUCCAAUCAGAUGUGAAUCUAAGUUUCGAUAAUGCGAUCUUGUAUAAUGGCAAAGGUACAGUUGUUUAUGACAUGGCGAAAGAACUGAAAAAAAAAUUUGAAGUCGAUUACAGUAAACUUGUGGAGCAGCUCAAGAAUGGAAAACAGAAUGAAAGAGCUUGUAUCCUUUGUGGUUGUGAAAAACGAUUGUUUGAACCACCUGUAUUCUUUUGCAACGGCAUGAAUUGUGCGAGUAAACGAAUUCGACGUAACAGCCACUUCUACAUCGGUGGGAACAAUCAAUACUAUUGGUGUAAUCAAUGUUAUAACGACCUUGACCCGAAAGCAUCCAUUGACAUGAUUGACUUGUCGGUGAAAAAAUCUGAUCUGAAGAAGAAGAAAAACGAUGAAAUAGUGGAAGAGAGCUGGGUACAGUGUGACAUCUGUGAAAGAUGGAUACACCAGAUUUGUGGUCUUUUUAAUACAAGACAAAACAAGGAGCAUCAUAGUGAAUACUGUUGUCCGCUUUGUUUGUUGGACAAGCGGAAAGUGGACAAAAAACCACCGCUACCUAGACCUGCUGGUGCAACAGAGCUACCGAGGACCAAACUCUCCGAAUUUAUAGAGGCUCGUGUGAAGAAAAAGAUAGAAGGUAGACAACAGAAGGUGGCGAGCGAAAAGUCUCUGACUCAGGUAAGCUUGUCCCUGUGUGAUUGAUUGGUGUACGAAUAUGAAUAUAAUUUUAUUUUUUCUCACGCAAUUGUUAUUUUCACAGAACAUUUCUAUGGAGGAAGCAAUGAAAGAAACGAAGGCAGACGGUGGGCCUGUAACCAUACGCCAGGUCACCUCAAUGGACAGGAAAUUAGAAGUCUUCGAACGGAUGAGGAAAAAGUACGCUCACAAGAAAUACCCUGAAGAAUUCACAUUUCGAUGUAAAUGCCUCCUUGUUUUUCAAGAAAUUGAUGGUGUAGAUGUCGUUCUGUUUGCUCUUUAUUUGUACGAGCACGGCGAGGAUAAUCCCUUACCAAACAAACGUACUGUUUAUAUAUCAUACCUCGAUAAUGUUCAUUACAUGAGGCCGAGGAAAAUUAGAACCUUCGUAUACCACGAAAUUCUAAUUUCUUACCUUGAUUAUGCAAGACAGCGAGGAUUCGCGACAGUCCAUAUCUGGGCAUGCCCGCCGUUAAAGGGCGACGACUACGUUUUCUACGCAAAACCAGAUGAUCAAAAAACUCCAAGGGACUCGAGAUUGAGGCAAUGGUAUCUUGACAUGUUGACUGAAUGUCAGAAUCGUGGAAUUGUCGGAAAAGUAACAAACAUGUAUGACCUAUACUUCGCAAAUGAGUCCCUCGAUGCGACCACCGUGCCGUAUCAUGAAGGUGAUUAUUUCCCUGGAGAAGCAGAGAAUAUUAUUAAAAAGCUCGAGGAUGAUUCAGGAAAGAAGAACGGAAGUAGUGGGAAGAAAAAGAAACAAAAAAAUCAGAGCAAGUCAAAGAAUCGAGGUGGUACAAGGUCGACAGGAGUCGACGAGGAAGCACUGAUUGCCAGCGGUAUGAUUAAUGCGAAAGAUUUGGAUCGAGACAAAGUAAUGGUUAAGCUGGGAGAGUCCAUCCUGCCAAUGAAGGAGAGUUUCCUCGUAGCAUUUUUGAUGUGGUCAGGCGUGAAGGAAGAAGACACAGUAGUACCAGAAGAAAUCGUUAAGUACAGAGAAGAACAUCCCGAGAUGCAGGCACCGUUGGCAGCUAGUAACAAGCGUAAUGUCGAUGGGCUUAUGAAAGAAGACGCUCCGUUGGUAGAUUCAAAUGGUUGCCCAAUAAAGGUUAUCGAUGAUGAUGCAGAAGAUCUUGACUGCGAAAUAUUGAAUAACCGUCAAGCAUUCUUGAACCUUUGCAAAGGAAAUCAUUAUCAGUUUGAUGAAUUGCGUCGUGCUAAGCAUACAUCGAUGAUGGUCCUGUGGCAUCUCCAGAACCGUGAUGCUCCCAAGUACGUUCAACAAUGUGUUGCCUGUAGUCGCGAAAUUCUAAGCGGAAAACGCUAUCACUGUAAUUUCUGUCCCGAUUAUGAUCUCUGCGAGACAUGCUACAAGGAUCCCAAUACAAAUCGUGGAACGUGUACACACAAGCUUGAAGAAGUCAAACUAUCCGAUGGUCAAUCCGAAUCAAGUGGGCUAACGGCGGCAGAAAGAAAGCAGCGUCAACGUAACCUAGUGCUUCAUAUUCAACUGAUUGAGCAUGCCUCUCAGUGCAAAUCCAAAGGUUGUAAUUCAAAGAAUUGUGCAAAGAUGAAAGAGUAUUUACAGCACGCUCAUACUUGCAAGGUAAGACAAUCUGGUUUUUGCUCUCGUUCUCUAUAUGAAUUUUUUCAAACGCUUGUACUCAAUCCUUUUUUUUGGGCACAUAGACGAAGGUCGUAGGAGGAUGCAGAAUAUGUAAGCGGAUCUGGACCCUAUUGCGCAUACACGCCCAGAAGUGCAAAGAGGCGGUUUGCCCAGUCCCCCAGUGUAAGACAAUUAGAGACAAAAUGCGAGAACUUCGGAAGCAACAGCAGGCUAUGGAUGACCGUCGUCGUCAAGAAAUGAAUCGACAUUAUCGUCGUGGUAAUGAAUAAUUAAAUUGGCAUAGAAUAACAGCGUACAUAUACUCAGGUUCUUGUCAUGAUACAUUUUGAUUGUACUGAUCCAAGUUAACAAUAUAGUUACGUUUAAAUA
Pseudo-nitzschia multistriata is the source of this 6478-nucleotide messenger RNA. The record is from the annotation of a GenBank genome assembly. Lineage: Eukaryota; Bacillariophyta; Bacillariophyceae; Bacillariales; Bacillariaceae.